AUGGAGGAUAUGAAAAUACAAAAAGCAUGGCCUAAUGUCAAAAUAAGAUAUGGGGCCUGGCCUCCUAGGUUGAUGAGUAAGAAAUAUAACUCACCCACAGAAUGGAUUCCACCUCAGAAGGGGUGCAUCAAAGCCAAUUUUGAUGGGGCAACUCAACCUGGAGGGGGUCUGUCAAGGGUGGGAGUGGUUUUUCGAGAUCACAAUGGAAACAUUGUAAAAUUGGGAGCUCAACAUAUCAAACAGGGCACCAACAAUGAGGCAAAAGCUUAUGCAGCUUGGCUAGCAACUAGAUGUGCUCGGAAUAUGGGGAUUAAAAAACUACAUCUAGAAGGGGACUCAUUGAUCAUAAUCCAAGCCAUAAAAAAUGGUCAAAUUAAAUCAUGGCACCUGCAAAAUUUUAUCUCACUAAUUUUAGAGGAUUUGAAUCACUUUGAAGAAGUCAUGGUUAGCCACAUCAAACAAGAGGGUAAUACAGAAGCAGACAAAUUGACUAAAUGGGCUCUAUCCUUUAAUCAGAUUGAGGAUACUUUUUUUGAAGAUUUUGACGUUUAA
This is a messenger RNA of Cryptomeria japonica (Japanese cedar), 552 nucleotides long. RefSeq lists its product as uncharacterized. Lineage: Eukaryota; Viridiplantae; Streptophyta; Pinopsida; Cupressales; Cupressaceae. Bases 1 to 552 code for a protein of 183 amino acids. The transcript has a single exon. Gene Ontology annotation, molecular function: RNA-DNA hybrid ribonuclease activity; nucleic acid binding. The record is from RefSeq and is a predicted model, not a curated record.